Schistocerca gregaria is the source of this 7585-nucleotide messenger RNA. RefSeq names its product protein sidekick-2-like. Bases 1844 to 2821 code for a protein of 325 amino acids. Gene Ontology annotation, biological process: synapse organization. The transcript has 6 exons. NCBI's taxonomy places the organism in Eukaryota, Metazoa, Arthropoda, Insecta, Orthoptera, Acrididae. Gene Ontology annotation, cellular component: neuron projection membrane. The record is from RefSeq and is a predicted model, not a curated record.
AGUGCCAGGCCGACCUCCGCGCCGUCACCUUCCGCCCCCGGCGACCGCGACGCCGCCGCCCGCUGGCGAGACCCGCCGCCCCCGACCGCGACGCCCGCCGCCGCCUCCGACUGCCCCAGACGCCGAUGCCUGGAGGGUCGCCACCGCCUCCGGCGACGACGCACUCUGUGCCCGCCAGUUCUGCGGCGUGAUCCACCACGAGUGACACUUCCAUUUCCAGUCCGGUACAGCGGUUUUCCGCGCUUGACACGCCUUUCCUGUGACACAGUGAGAAAGAUGGCACCUCUAUUGCCGACACCCACCUGGACUGUUCCCAGACACGCCGUGCAGAGCCAGUAAAGGGAGCCAAUUGCUGGUGAACUGUGAACCACUUCGCUAUUGCAUGCUACGUGAAAUUGCCGAAAAAGCAUCAUUUCAGUGGGACUACAUGCUACAGGGUGACAAACGUAAUCCCAUCUAAAUGCAGACUCUAUUUUUUACAAACUAAAUACAGUAGUGGGCGACUCUAGUGCACUAAGCGCUCCUGUUCUUACUUGUGGACUGUGGACCACUUUGCUGCUGCAGGACACGUGAAAGAACCUCUUCAGUGAUACUAUUUCGAGAAACUUCAAUGCAUCUAACACAGUGACAAGUUUUCAUGCGUAAAACAAGAGCCCAAUUUCUGUAGCAUAUUUAUAACUAUAAAGAAACAAAUAACACGAGAAAUAUUAUACUGUACUACUACUUAUUUUAGAACGGCAGCUGUUGGUGUCGUCUCUUUUACCACAGAUCAAGACUGGGCAGUUUCUGCUGUCGUAAACGAUAUUGCGUAGCGCGUAAAAUUAAUAAUGGGUGAUCUCUCAUCCAUUCUGAUUUGUUUUACUCCAAGAAGAUGCAAAAAUAUGGCUUAACCAUGAUAGUCGCGUUAAAAUAUCUGUCCCAGCUGUUUUUAUAGUACAAGAUUAAUACUGUCAGUGCGAACCGUUUUACACUGUGAUUUUAAAACGAGUUAAGCUACAACUUGGCCAAUUCUGAAGUGAGAAUUCUAAGAAGGUGUGGUUCAAACUGCUUUGCACUCGCCGCGUUCUGCGUGUAUUGCCUUCUACAGAGUGCUCAUAAAUGAAACAGUGUAACAUCCGCGUAUUUACGACAAGAAGUUUGGUUUCAUAAUAAUUUUAACGUCGUUAUGUAAGUUAGAGUUUCCUCUCUGGUUACGCUAGUACCACGUUGACGAAGACUGUAUUGAUUAUGAGGGUGUUUUGACAGGAAUACUGUGGCUGUACUCUUUUCCCCGACGAAGAAUUUUCUAGAAUUGUGACAUCGAAUACAACAAAGUCCUCGCCAGUGGUAUUUAUUAUCGAGAUACUGCUUGAAGAUUACGUGGGCGUAAGUCUGACCAACGGAAGCACCGAAGCUUAUGAGGUCUGGUCUUUCUUCCACUUCAGUGUCGUAAUUUUACAACCGUUUUGUGUCUGCAACGCUAGUGACAUAUUGCGUGGAACUGAGGGAAUGUUACAGCAGGAAAACAGUGGCCGUUCUGACUUACACUUAGAAGGAUUAUAGGGUAUUUCGGAAGUUAAGACGAUAGAGUCCUCGAAUCGGGAGAGGAGUACUUGUCAUCGAGGAGCCUCUCGCAGGAUACGUGGGCAUUACUAAGUAUCCCACUUGGGCCACCUUUACGGAAACUCGCGUGUGCGCGUGUGACCCGGUGACCAGCUGGAUAUGUCAACAGCAGCCCCCGGAGGUAUCCCUCGACCGCGUGGGUCAGUGCGCCUCACACCCGGCGUGCUUCGCCGCUGACGACCCAUCGGCGACCAGCGGCACUUUGCCCACCGCUCGGAGCUCGGCGAGAGGCGACUGAACGAUGACGUCAGAGGCGGGAUUGACCCGGUCGUUGAGCUGGCUGCUGCUGUGCCUGCAGCUCUGUCAGGCCGGCACCGGCGGGGACCCCCUGAUGCUGCGGAGGAGGGCGAGCGGCUUCCGGAACGCUUCCGCUGCCGAGAUGCCGGUGCUGCACCAGCACAGCAAAAGGUUCAGCGGCCUCUACACGGGUCCCUACUUCGACACAAGCACUGCUACCAACAUAACGGCCCAGCUGGGCACGCACGCCUACCUGCCGUGUCGCAUCAAGCAGCUGGGUAACAAGUCGGUGUCGUGGAUCCGGCGGCGCGACGCGCACAUCCUGACGGUGGACCGGUACACGUUCAUCGCGGACGACCGUUUCCAGGCGUUCCUGGUCGAGGCGACGGACACGUGGACGCUGCAGAUAAAGUACGUGCAGGCGCGCGACGCUGGCCAGUACGAGUGCCAGGUCAGCACCGAGAACAAGAUGAGCCACUUCAUCUCGCUGCACGUCGUCGUGCCGCGCGUGGAGAUCGCGGGCGGCCACGACCUGUACGUGCGCGCGGGCAGCACGGUGGCGCUGCGCUGCGAGGUGACGCAGUCCCUGGAGGAGCCGGCCUACAUCUUCUGGUACCAUGACGGCGAGCGCGUGCUCUCCUACCAGGACAUCCGGCUGGAGCGCGUCGCGCCCGACGCCACCGUCAGCACGCUGCUGAUCCAGCGCGCGCGCCGCGAGCAGUCGGGCAACUACACGUGCAAGCCCAGCAACCUCGACUCCGCCUCCGUCCUGCUGCACGUGCUCGACGGGGAGCACCCGGCGGCGAUGCAGCGCGGCAAGAACUCGGCGGUGCCGGCGGGCAGCUGGUGGGGUCACGUGUGGUGCCGCCUUGCGCUGGCGGCGCUCGCCGCGUGCUCCGGCCUGCACGACGCGCCCUGCCCCUGCCACGCCGCGGCUCUGCUGCCCGCGCUACUCGCCGCGGUCGCCUGGGCCUCCGCGUAGUCCAGCCCGCCGGCCACCACCUGCUUGCGGUGACUCCCAGCCGACGGUGCGGCCGCGGCAGCGGCAGCUCCGGAUCCACUGGACUGGAGAGGCUCCGACUGCUGCGGUCCGAGAGGCGACCCACUAGAGUGCACUUCAGACGUUGCGUGCUCCGUUAUACCAGUUCGAAUCACAAGUGGAUAGUAGACGUUACGAACAGUUCCUUCGGCAGCUGAAAGAAGUAAUUCAGAUUCACUCAUACGAAAGGACGAGAAAGUUGUUUACUACUGAAUCAAAGGAAUUGCCCGGACCAUACAGAUUCAGUCGUUAAAUCGACAGGUCACACUAUUUUCAGAUACACUGAAGACACAGAAACAAAGUUUUCCAUAAAUGGAAUCACAGCAACUGUAACUGAUAUGAAAAUAAACUGUAAUAGUCCAAAUCGUGCUAUAUUUUCGUUCAACUGGAUGCAGUUGGUUCCAGUUAUAAUAAACGUUUUUCUACCAUGUCCAUUACUGUGACCAUAACCUCGUUGGUUCCAGUUAUAGUAAACGUUUUUCGACCAUGUAUAUUACUGUGACCACAACCUCGUGGUAUUACACAGCAGCUAUACCGCAAUUUUACACCACAGGCACAGUGACCUCAUGGUGUUACACAACGGCUAUGCCCCAAGAUAUCCAUUACAGUACUGAUAGGUUCUGGUAUUACGCAGCAGCUAUACCAUAAGAUAUGCAUUACAGUGACUGAUAGCUCAUGGUAUGACACAAUAGUUAUGCCAUAAGAUAAGCAUUAUGGUGACUAAUACCUGACUGCAAUAACUGGUGGCUGAUAUGGUAUUUAAAUGGAAAUAAAGUCCCAUGCUUCUUUACAGAGCGUAGGGGAACGAUGUGGGAGACCAGCACCGCUUUACUAGGCAAGGUCCUAGUGGAGGUGGUUUGCCAUUGUCUUCCUCCGACCGUGAUGGGGAUGAAUGAUGAUGAUGAAGACGACACAACAACACCCAGUCAUCUCGAGGCAGGGAAAAUCCCUGACCACGCCGGGAAUCGAACCCGGGACCCCGUGCUCGGGAAGCGAGAACGCUACCGCGAGACCACGAGCAGCGGACAAUAUGGUAUUGCACAGUGGCUAUAAUGUGGUAUUGCACAGUGGCUAUACUGUAACAUGUCCGUCAGUCGCCGUCUCCCUGCGGUAAUCCACCGUCUCCUCAUGCUGUGUGCAGUCUUGCUCUAAUGCUGCUUAUUACAACUUUACUAGUUAUCUCCAGUAGAACGAAACUAAAUUGCGAUUUUCACCGUUACCAUUUAUUUUUCCAUGAAUGAGAACAGUUAAGUAUUAUUCUUAACGAGUAGUUUUACAUAACAUGUCUAAGCGAUAACAGCUUAGAAGACGGGACUUAAACGUCAGUCCACAUCGUAAUUUCCUUUUACUGAGCAACAGUCUUCAGUUGUACAGCUGUCUUCGGAAAAAUUUAAUAUCCAUGGGACGGCACCAGCAUCGAGAGCAUCAAUCAUGUGGAGUCACUGUCUGUGGACAGCAACUGAGUUAAUCAUUCGGGACAUUAAAUCGCUCUCAAGAUGAAUGUAUAACCAGAACCAGUGACGAGAGACGUGUAUAUCAUGAUUACGAUUAUUUUAAGGUGAAUUUUCUGUAGACAGUUAAUGUUUACAGAUUUACCGUUGGGUAUUUUCAAGCACUUCAGUUUUCUCUUUAUUCAGAGAGGUAACAUAAUUUAACUAUUUCACGCGACACUGGAAAUGAAACAUAUAUGAGUUAAUGGAACUUACAAGGUUACAUUUCUAGGAUUUCAGAGUUUUGACGCAAUUUUACACUUUCUGUUUCAGCUUCUUUCGUUACAGUUCAGACGGACCGUGUAAUGGCUGAGUUGCCUAUACACAUUUGCCUGUUACCCCUUUAAUCUGUUCACAAUUUUCUGUCAUGUCUGUCACAUUCUUCCCUGGGAUAAGGGAACUGCUUGGUCUUCUUAAAAUACCCACUCCUUAAUUUUAUUUCAGAAUUUUGUUUUGUCUUCGAUUUCUUUAAGAUUUUCAUGCAGUUUUCUAACUGAGUUAAUAAUUGUGUUUCAAUUUUUUUAAACGUUGUCCAAUUUUUUUUCUCAGUUUCAAUGAACACACCUUCUGAUGGUGUCCAAAAAUAUUAGUCGCCUUUUCCUAAUUUCGUCUGUAAUUUUUUCUGUGUGUUUUCAUACCUCUUUGCCCUUUCUUCAUUUCAACUAUGUUUGUUAAAACCAUUUGAUACUCGUGAAUGUGGAAAUUAAUAUAACAUGAGGCUAACUUAAACUGGUAAUAAUCCCAGAUUAAUAUCCCUAAUGAGAACGGACAGUCAAUCAUCCUGACAUAUUACACAGAUUUAUGACACGCGAGCACAAUGAUCUGUCUCACUAAACACUGUAGCAUCGGUAAAACUGCUGGUUGUUUUGACAGCCCGUGACGCUAUGUCCUGUCUCAUGAAGAUGAUUCUGUUGAGAUGGCAAGAUCCCUUACACUGCCAGUUAGCCUUUGUACUUAAGUAAUUGACAGUGAAAAUCAUUAUGUCACCAUAACAAGUUUUGUAAUUUUAAAAGCUUUUAACAUGAUGUCAAUGCAUUGAUUCGAUGUUUGCUAACGAUUCUUCUUCCUGCGUGUAUCUUUCUGUCUUAGGUUUCGACUGGACAUUCUCUAUUCUUCGUUCACCUGUGUCCCUUCCUAAUCUCCUGAUGCAUGCUUAAGUUUAUAAAUGUCAUCCUGCACUUUGAGUACUCUCUUCUUCGUUUCUAUGUCUUCCCAGCUACCUUUUCUUUGGUGAAUCUUCAUAGCAGGCAAUUGAUUGGUGAUAUUAACACCAACAAAAUGUUUUUAUUAUUCUUAUUAUUUUUGCCUCCUCUGUUCAUAGAUGUACUUCUUGUCUCAUUCUGUCAAUCCAUUUUACUUUCAGCAUUUUUAUUCACAAUACGUUUCACAGUUAUCUAAGUAUAUUUUCACUUUCGUUUUGGGUGUCCAUGAUUUAAAACCAUUAAAUAUUAAAGUACAGACAAAACAUUUGUGAAAUCUCCUACUUAGUUGCACCAGAAUUCUUGUCGUCAACAAAUCUCUCAACUUCGGAAAAGCUCUUCUAGCCAUACAUGUUCUGAUCCUUGCUGCUUUUUUAUAGUUUCCUUUUUCUGUCGACGAGCUUGCCUAAUACCUAACAGAUUUUAGUUGUUCGAAGAGUUUUCCUUUCGGUAACAUUGGAUGAAAUCUUAAUUUUUUGCUAGUGCCCAUCAUUUUGGCCUUUUUGUAUUCUUUCCCCACGAUUACAACACUCUCCAUCAAAAACUGUAGCUCUUCCUCCGAGUUUGCAGACAUAAACGCCUAUAUGCUUAAUAAUUUUUGUCCUAUCUUUUUGCACCUUUGCGCCUCUUGUUUUUUCCUAAUUUCCUAGCGUUGGUGACAUUCAUUAUCACUGUCUACCGCCUGUCAUCUCAUCUGUUCCAACCGGAAAUAAUAACUACCAUUUCCUGUCUAGUGAGUAGCUAAUAUCUGUAGCUGAAAUAUAUGGGGAAAGGCCAGGCAUCCGUCAUAUUUUACAACUGCAAUGCCGGAAAACUAGCACUGUGAUAUCAGUACGUUUUCAGAUCACUAAAUACCCCCUCCUCAUUCCUCAAAAUAUUUCUCUGUAACAACCGGCGUAUUUCUUGUACUAGUUUCCUUAAAAUCACAGUAAGCUCUAAAAUAAACGUUAAGAAAUGUCUAGUCCUUCAGUACCAAUUUAGUCAAAAAUAUUAAGAGCUUACAUCACGCAGAAAGUAAUAAUUCGACUACCGACACUCAUGGAAAACAUUGUUGCGAUGUCUUCAAGUAUUCUGAAAAUGUUUGGGACCUAGGUCCUCAGGCAUAUCCACCAUACGUCACCGCGGAAGUGUCAGUUUAGAGAUUAUUCUGGUUCCCCCAAAAACAGGAGAUGUUGAGAGUUUAAGAAAAGGUUUGUAUAAUAAAUCUAUAUGAACAAUCGAGAUUAGCUUUAUGUUGAGUGCAGCAUGCUGGAAAAUUUUUUCAAGAACCAAUAAAACACGAAGAUGAACAAUAGUGACUACUAAACAUUUUUUGUUUCUGUUGUUCAGAAGUAGACUAUGUUUGUCAUAUGGGUGAUAAGUAUAGUACCAACACUUUAUACUUAAAUUCUGCAAAGGAAAAACUCUUGUACAAUGUUUUCUAGAGUGAGAGCAGGUUUUCCUCAUGCGGUGUAUGGGGCAGAUUUUUAAUGCAGAGAAGCAUUUCUCUUUGUGCAUCUAGAAAAUUGCUGCUGUCCUUAUUCAACAGGCGACAUCACCUUCUUCGAAUAACACUUGUUGAAAGUGACGUAAACGAGUUUCGUGAAGGCGGUUAAUGGUGUGAUACCGCAGGAUCUUUAAUUCCUGAACCGUGACGAGAGGACUAGCACAUGUAGCUGUGUUAAUACAAAAUUUCUGGAACUGUGUCCUCCAGAAAAUGGCUGUUGCCGAUUAUCCAGAUCUCUUGGCUCCAUUCAUAGACAGUUUCAUGAAAUCUGUUCCCUCUACCAGGACGUCAGACAGCCAACGUCUAAACUUUACUGACACGGCUUUAGUGUUCUCAAGUGACAAAUUCCAUUAUACAGGUAUAAUAUAUUAUUUGAAAGUGUUAAAAUUAUUUUAUCGUACAGUAAUAACAUUAAUGUUUUUUGUUUACGAAUUAUUUGGUUGUAAUCUGAUGUCUACAAACUUGAAAUGGGAACACUGAUUUUCCAGAAACUAUACAAUAAUAAAGAAACUAAUUAUUGUCUUCGUUACAA